This is a messenger RNA of Solanum stenotomum, 2246 nucleotides long. RefSeq lists its product as uncharacterized. Gene Ontology annotation, biological process: rRNA processing. The transcript has 19 exons. Gene Ontology annotation, cellular component: nucleus. NCBI's taxonomy places the organism in Eukaryota, Viridiplantae, Streptophyta, Magnoliopsida, Solanales, Solanaceae. The record is from RefSeq and is a predicted model, not a curated record. Gene Ontology annotation, molecular function: protein binding. The coding region runs from base 378 to 1859 and encodes 493 amino acids.
ACCCCCGACCGGCGGUCACCCCCACCCAUCCCCGACCGGCGUUGCAGGUCGAGCCACCCAUCCCCGACCGACGCUGCAGGACGCAACAGCAACAGCGCAGACCGGCGGCAGCAGCAGCGCGUGGCUGGCAGCUGCAAUAGGUGGCCGGCAACAGAGGGAGUAUACAUCUGGUGGUUUGGGCUUAACUCCAAGUUGCAAUAUUGGUGAGGGAGGUACUGCUCUUGCUGAGGCCGUGCAAUCAGGGAGGUUCAGCUCCUGAUAUUGCCGUAAAGGGUUGAUUUUGCGGGCUAGGCAACUGAGGAAGCUGAACAUCUAAAAAAGUUGAUACAAGCUUCUUUCAUCAAAGUAGGAGAUAAGGUUAAUAAAGCAGUUUAAGAAUGAUAGCAGCUAUUUCAUGGGUUCCCAAAGGGGUUGCAAAGUCUGUACCAGCUGAGGCUGAUCCACCUUCAAAGGAGGAAAUUGAACAGAUUUUGAAGAGUGGUCUUCUUGAUAAACGUGAAGAUAGUGAUGAGGAGGAGGCUGAAGAAGAUAUGAAUGUUGAUGAAUCCGAGGAAAAUGAGGAUGAUGAAGUUGCUAUUGCAUUAGCUGCUGCUGAUGCACUUGGAAAGGCUACGCAAGUUUCUUCUGCAGGAACUGAUGACAUAAUAGAUGGUUUAAAGGAACUGGACAUGGACAACUACGAUGAAGAGGAGGAGGGAAUUGAGCUUUUUGGUUCAGGACUCAAAGACUUGUACUACGCAAGUAAUGACAUGGACCCAUAUCUCAAGGAUAAGGACAAUGACUCUGAAGAAGAUGAUGACAUGAUAAUAAGACCUGAUGAUUUUGUUAUAGUUUGUGCGAGCAAUGAGGAUGAUGUCAGUCAUCUCGAGAUAAUGAUUUUGGAAGAUCUAUCAGAUGCUGAAACAAACAUGUAUGUUCACCAUGCUCUUAUUAUACCUGCAUUUCCUCUCUGCACAGCAUGGCUUGAUUGCCCUAUUAAAGGCGGGGAGAGAGGUAACUUCAUAGCUGUGGGUUCAAUGGAACCAGCAAUUGAAAUUUGGGACAUUGACAUAAUAGAUGAGGUGCAACCAUCUGUUAUUUUAGGUGGCAUCGCUGAUAUAAAGAGAAAGGGAAAAAAGAAAUCUAUCAAAUACAAGAAGGAUAGCCACAAGGAUGCAGUACUUGGUCUUUCUUGGAACAAGGAAUAUAGGAAUAUACUUGCUAGUGCUAGUGCUGAUCAUACCGUCAAGGUUUGGGAUGUGACUACCGAAGCCUGUAAUCUCACUAUGAAUGACCAUACUGACAAGGUUCAAGCAGUUGCAUGGAAUCCAUUUGCUCCACAGAUUCUUCUGAGCGGGUCAUUCGAUCAUACAGUUUGCUUGAAGGAUGGGAGGAAACCCUCUCACAGUGGAUUUAAGUUUUCAGUUGGUGCUGAUGUUGAAAGCUUGGCUUGGGAUCCGCAUUCGGAGCAUUCAUUUGUGGUCAGCUUGGAGAACGGUACCGUUACUAGUUUUGAUAUCCGUGCUGCUAGUUCUGCUUCGACUUCUGAGACAAAGCCAAGUUUCACCAUCCAUGCUCAUGAUAAAGCAGCGUCCUCGUUGUGCUUCAAUCCUCUAGUCCCAAAUCUUCUUGCAACUGGCUCCACGGACAAGAUGGUUAAAUUAUGGGAUUUGACCAACAAUCAACCUUCUUGUAUCGCAUCUAGGAAUCCGAAAGCUGGAGCCGUCUUCACUGUAUCCUUCUCAGAUGAUUGCCCUUUUUUUCUUGCUAUUGGUGGCUCUAAAGGAAAGUUGCAGCUAUGGGAUAUUUCGUCUGAAGAUGCCGUGUUGAAGAAAUAUGGGAAAUACGUUGCACAGAAAAAGCAGUCGCCCAAAUCAUAAUGCAAAUGUAUUUAUGGAGAUAUUGGUUCUGAGUUCUAAAAGUGAAAUUAUUGCCCCCCAUUAUUUACAUAUGAGCAUGGAAAAUUUUGCUGUUGCUGCACAUUGCCUGGACCAAGUGAAAGAGGAAAGUGAAGAGUUUGGUGGAAUCAAGAUAGCUGUGUGUAUUUUUUCUUGGACAUAACCAACACGAGUUCAUUGAACGUAUCGUAAUGGAGAUCAGGUAGAGUUAUCUUGUACUUGUGUUGGUUGAAGGUAAUUAGAUUUUCGAUGAUGUAUUAGUUGACGUCUAGCUAGCUGUUCGAACACCAUCAUUAUCUAGGAAAAGAAAAUACAUUUAAGAUGUUGGUUGAUUUUUUUAUUUAUCAAAGUCCAGGGUAAAAUAUGAAA